Molecule: messenger RNA, 366 nt
Organism: Fusarium pseudograminearum CS3096
Lineage: Eukaryota; Fungi; Ascomycota; Sordariomycetes; Hypocreales; Nectriaceae
Exons: 1
Coding region: 1-366 (121 amino acids)
Source: RefSeq, a predicted model, not a curated record
AUGGUUCACCACAUUGCUUCAAACGACGAGCUACAGAAACUCCUCUCGUCAACAACAUAUGUCGUAGUUGACUUCUUCGCAGACUGGUGUCCUCCCUGCAAGGCCAUCGCCCCCGUCUACGAGCAACUCUCCACCAAGCACAGCGUCCCCGAUGUUUUGGCCUUUGCCAAAGUCAACGUGGACCAUGUCCAGGACGCCGCACAACAGUAUGGUAUCACUGCCAUGCCCACCUUUAUGUUCUUCAAGGAAGGGAAGCAGGUCGCCGUCAAUGGCCAGGCCGUGAUCAAGGGUGCUGAUCCCAGAACGCUGGGAGCGGCUGCUGAGAAGCUGGGCGGCCUAGCACAAAAGCGAGUUGCUGGCGCUUAA